AAGAAAAGAAAAACAAAUCAGACACCAAUGUUUCUCCUUAUCGUUUUCUCUCUAUCCCCUUCUUCCUCCCACUGUAGCUGUGGACCAGUCAACCGCGAUCAAUCAAUGAUAUGGGUCUGAAAAGAAAGAAAUCUUCUGGAUGUCAAAAUAGAAAGAAAACGGAGAAGAAUUGGAAUCAACUAAACCUCUUGCUGGUUCUUUGGAGAAGUUUUUAGUUAGGAAUCAGCCAACAGUUGAGAAUGGAAGUAAUGAGGAUGAUGGUACUGCAGAUAAUGAUAUCAAUGAGCACAAUGAGAAUGAUGUUGAUGCUGUUAAUGGUAUGAAUGAGGGUAAUAAUAAUGAUACUACUAAUAAUCAUAUGAAUGAGAAUGAGGGUGUUGGAUCCGUUGGUGGUGAUAAUACAGAUGGUAUUCAAAGCAAUGAGAAUGAAGGUGUUGAAUCUGUUGAUAGUGGCAAUAGAGAUGGAAAUGAUUCAAAUGAAGGCAAGGAGAAUGGAGGUGUUGAAUCUAUUUACGGUGACAAUGGAGAUGAAAAUGAGGGUAAUUUAAACAUAAAGGAAGAACCGAAUGCAGCUGGACAAGCUAGUGAUGAAUUGAGACAUACAGCCAUGUUUGGACAUACAGCCAUGUUUGAUCCAGGUAAUUGGAAUGCAAUUGAUCAGAAAAAUUAUCUAACUACUGUGUAGGGGGCAACAACUGAGAUUUUUUCUCGGGGAAGCAAAAUCUCAGGGCCGGCCCUGUGUCAUGUCAUGUACCUGGAGUGCCCAUAUCAUAGUUGUGUCUGUCUUCAGUAGUUUCUAGUGGGUUGUAAUGGAUGGUUUAGAUUAUCCCACGUGGAUAGUUAGUGAUCGUCGGAUAUUAAGGGAGAGAGUGAGAGAGUGUGUGCCUGAGUUAUAUACUCUCAUAUCUUGUAUUGAAACUCUCAUGAGACGAUUUAUGAAUAGAAUAGCUUAGUUUAGCAUUUAGGUUUGGUUCACUAUGAAUCAAGAGGUUACUUACUAGUACAUCCAGGUACACUAUAUUUGGUAUCAGAUUCGUUCCGAUCUAGGGACUAUCUUCGGUCAGUUAGGGAUUUGUUGGCUCAAUUAGUGGCGAGAAAUGAAGCUUGUAACCAUUUAUGUGAAUUGAAGAGGAAACGUCAAGAGCUGCUGGACGAUGUAAAUUCACCAACUCGAGGUUUAAAUCUGCUGCUAAUGGAAUAUCUCAUCUCCAUCGCCAAGAGCAAGUGGGAAUCACUUCUACUACCAAAAUCUGAAGCAGAAAGUGUUGAUGAAGUUGGGAAUCUAGAAGCUACGAAGGAGGAGGAAGAGGUUUUCAUUGAAGAAUGGGUACCUGAAUUCAGUCAAGAUCUUACUCCAUUAUCUUCCUGAUGCUACUUCCGAUUCAACUUUAGAUUUCGAUUCAAUUUCUGGAUCUAAAACCGAUUCAGCUAAGGGUUUACAUGGGUUUUUAAAAUCGACUUCAAACAUUGAAUACUCUGCUAUUUCAACUGUUGAUUUCACUGUCUCUCCGUCUGAGGAAAUCAAAUAAAUUUCUACUGGUGUUGUUGAAGAAGGUGCUUCUCUCGAUUUGGAGUUGAUUCCUCCAUUUUUCUUCGAUGAAAACGAUACUGAUGAUUCAACCGAGGCUGUGAGUUUUCAGUUUACAGAAAUUGAUAAAACUGAAGUGAAUAAUUUUGAAAGGAAGGAUCGGAUCAAAUGGCGUAAGUGUUUUUCCAUUCUUCUCGAUUCCUCUCGUAUCAUUUCUGAUCCAGGAAAAGAUUUCAAACUCAUUAAGAGGUUUUGUUAUUUGGCCGGUGUCUAUGAAUUUGGUUUCGAUUCAAUUACUUCAUGUUCUUUUGCACAAUAUGUUUGCUCAAUUUUAAUGGAUGAAAUUGAUAGAAAUCCUGUAUAUGAGCUGAAUUAUAAGAAUGGGUACUGGUCAGAUUCUUGGGUUCGAGGUCAAAUCGCUUGUAUGUUGGCUAAUGGUAGUGUUUCUAGUAUCACCUGACAGCUAUUUGUUAAAAUACUUCUAAUGGAUAUUGUCUGUUCGGAGCACAAAAUUCAUACUGAUAUAGUCUGACUUGUUGAUUCCCGUUUGUUAUACGAUCGAGGUAAGCGUGUUGUUGUUUCAUCAAAUUCUUAUGGUAAAUUCAUAAUUCAGUUAAUUCUUAGCCCGGGGUAUAAUUCAGAAUUAAGGUUCAUCAAUUCGUUUGCUCUUGUAUGUGUUAAAUAUGUCGAUAAUCAUAGUUCUUGUUUGAUUGUUCUUCUUGGGUCCGUGUUACUGGAAAUAUACAAUGAGAAUUUGGUUCUUGAGCUGCUACCAAGACAUGAGUGUCCGUUUAAAUUUCAGCUUCUGAAUUCGUUGGGUCUUAGAGUUUUCAAGGUUGCUGAAUUUGGUGGUGAUGGAAUUUGGUUGCUGACUUUUCAAAGAGAAUUAGAUUUGUGUUUCUCUUGUUGGCUAGAGUAGUUACUUUUGAGAUGGCUUGUCAGUUGAUGUUUCAAAUGGUUGAGAUAUGGAGAGCAAUAAAUUUUCUUUUGCAAUGCGCUUCAACUAUCUCCUAUCAUAGUUUAUGCCCAGUGCAUCUUCGUCAUCCUCUCGCAAAACAACUUGCAAGCUCUGCGAUGUUAUUCAACAGCAAGUUGCUCGGUAAGGACUGUUUUUAUCUUUCUUUUGAUCAUACUCGUGCAUUAUUCGACCGGGGAAAGGAAAUUGAACUCAAUGUGUAGUCCUCUUGUUUUCUGAAACGGGAUUUUACAUUUGGAACUGUUCUUCAUGGUGUACAUUUAGUCGAUGAAUGUUAUAGAGGAUUUGUUCUUACGCUGGUCUGUAAGCUUGAGUACCAGACAAAAUUUCAGUUUCUAUGUCUGAUCAUGUUUGUGUUGGUCGACAAGGGUGGCAGUGGUGCCAGUGGUACAUCGUUAAGAUGCUAUGUCAGGAUUUGGCGUAUGUAUGAUGCUAGUCAGCUGGUUAAUGAAAUGCCAAAGCAAUAUUUUAUUCUCUGCUCUGUUUUGAUACUUCAAGUGACAGGUAAUAUUGAAUCUGGUACUGUAAGGGAAUUAUUUGAUCGACUACAUCACAGUGGUUGGUGUAGUUUUUGUGGUUCAUUCAUCUUGCAGUUGAACAAUGGGUUGCUAGCUGGGAUUUCGAUUUUUCAUUUUUGGUGAGUGGGUGUUGGUUUUGAGCUACUUCGUAACAAAGCCUAUAUGCAAGCAACUGUAUUAUCUACCCAGGAGAUUCGAGUUUCAAGUUCAGUUGGUGGUUGUGUUAGAUUUCAUUACUAUGCCCAAAGGAAGAUUCUCAUAGUUACUAGCAUGGCUGUUCCUUUCUCUUUACAGGCUCUUCAACAUAAACUUUUUUACUGUCAUAGAUUGCAGAGUCCCGUAUCUCAAGCAAAAGAAACUCAGAGUCUAAAUAUGCUGCUGUGGGUAGAGUACUUGAGCAGGAAAGUCAAGUUGUUUUUAACUGGGUGGUGGAGUAAUAUGUUCUGUGAAGCUGGGAUUUGUACUCAGAUUACUGCAAACUUUGUUGCCAAGCUCAUUUGCGCUCUGUGGGAAAGGAUUAAUCAGUUUGAAGCUACUAAUGGCUCUGCACCUAUAUCAUCUUUCCAGCAACUUUCUACUCCCAUAUUUCUGAUAAUGCCCACAUGUGCCAUGAAGCUGUUUACUACAUGUGCCAUGAAGCUGUUUACUGAGCUAAAGGUUGAUUUUGGGCUUACAACCAAGUUUGUUCCUACUGGUCUGUUCUGGGCAAACAAGCUGUUUGGUAUAUUAGUUGGGAGUGUAAUGGGGAGGUUGAUUAGUGGUGCUGAUGAUAUUCCCUGGAUUGCUCAUGUUUUUUCUACUGCUCAAAAGGACUGCUUUGGUACAUUUUUGAAGGUUAGUAUGGGAGUAAAUGGGCAUGGACAGUUCCACAUUAUUCUGAUGCUUUUAACAAGUUUAUUCACACUUCUCCUACUGAUUUUGUCACCUCUGGUAGUACAAGCAUCUGGGAAUUUUGUGUUGGUUUUUUGUCAUACUAGCUUGUCAUGUUUGGUAUGUCCACCAAGUGGCUAUCUCCAGCUUGAGCUCUAUGGAAGAAAGCAGGUAGUACAACUCUUAUACACUGUGAUGCACACUCUAGCUGUGUCAAAGUCAAUGGCUUGUGCAAGUAAGGUUCUGUGGUGGACAAUGAAAUGGACAUCCAAGGUGCUGGUUAGAUUUAACUUUCAGAUUCUGGAGCAGUUGUGAUCACAGGGGAAAUUGCAACUACAAGCUAAAGCAACUCGUACCAACUUGUGAUGGUCAGCUCAAUAGUGUACUUGUGUGCAUUCCAGGUCAGGUUGAGGUUCUUUGUACGAAGCUAAAGGUUAAAAAUGGGCUACAGCCAAAUAUGUUGCUUGUCACUUUCCGGAAUCUAAUGGAAUGGAGAUGAAGCUACAACAUUCCAUUGUACACAGGGUCACGACUAAAGUUCCAUUGGAAGCUGUAGUACUAGACUCCAAACAUCUGCAGGCAUGUAUAGAUAAGAUAACGGAGAUGGCUGUGUUUCAGGAGAAAACGGUACUAGAAGCUACACGCAGUAUUCAAGUGGUUAACACAGUAACGAUGAGACUUCUUACAGCUGCCAACCUUAUUUCAAGAUUUGCAACCAGUGACUUCAAGCAGUUGAAGACCUUUCCUACUGAUACAAGUAAGCAGCCCGAGUUGACGUGUACUUGGCAGAAUGGGUUCUCACUGGAGAAUGGAGAUGCUAGAAGGGAUUCUUGUCAGCAUAAUUUCUCAUCCUAUCAUCACACUCGAAGACAGCUUGCUUGUAAUUCCCAUUUGUGCUCACAAUAUAGAGGGUAAAAUAAAUUUAAACAUUGCAACGGGAGCAAGCAUCUACAUUCUGGUCCGUUCCAAGAAUUGGUACAACACGAUCUAACUCUUGUCUUUUUUCGUGCAACUGCUGGAGCACAAACGUGCACAAACCAACUCCUCUUGUCUUGUGGAUAUAUAACUAGUCCGUCUCGAUGACUGCUACAGUAGUGAAAGGCGACAGAACUAGUCCAUCUCGUGAACCACCUCCGGCGGAGUUUAGUACACCCAUAAAUUAAGCAGAUUCAGCAAUUGUCGGUGAAUAAAAAGAUUGACGGUGAAUAAAAAGUUCGGUUGGAAUAUUUUAACAUUUUUAUAAGUAUUUUUAAAACGCCAGAAUGGAGAUUAUAAUUUCUAUGUGUGUAAUAAUAUUAAGUAGAAUUUGAUUAUAUUGCCUCCAUUGCUGAAUUUAUCAAGAAAAAUUGGAAAUUGUUUUUUUUAUUUUUUAUGAGAAAGAUACCCAAAUUGAUCUAUUG
Molecule: messenger RNA, 5292 nt
Organism: Papaver somniferum (opium poppy)
Lineage: Eukaryota; Viridiplantae; Streptophyta; Magnoliopsida; Ranunculales; Papaveraceae
Exons: 2
Coding region: 3185-4207 (340 amino acids)
Source: RefSeq, a predicted model, not a curated record